Molecule: messenger RNA, 2080 nt
Organism: Mobula hypostoma (lesser devil ray)
Lineage: Eukaryota; Metazoa; Chordata; Chondrichthyes; Myliobatiformes; Myliobatidae
Gene: grwd1
Product: glutamate-rich WD repeat containing 1
Exons: 7
Coding region: 1-1398 (465 amino acids)
Biological process (GO): ribosome biogenesis
Cellular component (GO): nucleolus
Molecular function (GO): protein binding
Source: RefSeq, a predicted model, not a curated record
AUGAAAGAUGGCGGCCGACAAUGUAAGCACUGCCGGAAGCUUCCGCCCAUUUCCGGUGAUCUGCCUUUAUGGAAGAUGGCGGAGGAGGACGGUGGCAACUCGUGGAGUAUCGGCGAUAGCGACAUGAAGGAGGCGGACAACGAGGCAUCGGCGCCCCGAGUCUAUUUGCCGGGGCAGCCGCUGGCUGAGGGCGAGGAGUUAGUCCGUGAUGAGUCCGUCUAUCGGCUAUACCACCGGGCGCAGAGCGGGGCACCAUGCCUGAGCUUUGACAUCAUCCGUGACGAGCUGGGCGAGGAGCGGACUGAGUUCCCCCUGACCGUCCACCUGUGCGCGGGGACGCAGGCCUUUACUGCCCAGGCCAACAGGCUGCUGGUGAUGAAGAUGCACAAUCUGCGGGGCAGGAAGGAAUCGGACAGGGACUCUGGCUCAGAGUCCGACAGCAGUGACAGCGAGGACGAGGAGGAGGAGAACCAGCGCAGUCCGCGGCUCGACCUCGCUAUGGUGCCCCACUAUGGGGCCAUCAACCGAGUCCGGGUGAGCGAAGUGCAGGGCUGCCCGCUGGCCGCGCUCUGGUCCGAGAAGGGCCAGGUGGAGGUGUGGGACCUGCGGCCGCAGCUCGAAGCCGUCUCCGACCCGCGCGCCAUGCAAGUCUUCCUCCAGGAGCGCCAGGGCAAACUCCAGCCGCUCUUCACCUUCGCCGGCCACAUGACCGAGGGCUUUGCCCUGGACUGGUCGCCCACCAUCCCCGGUCGUCUGGCCAGCGGGGAUUGCAAGAAGAAUAUCCACGUGUGGGAGCCUGGAGAGGGGGGCACCUGGAAAGUAGAUCAGCGACCGUACACCGCGCAUACCAGCUCUGUGGAGGAUAUACAGUGGUCACCCAAUGAGCCCACGGUGUUUGCAUCGUGCUCGGCAGAUGCCUCGAUCCGGAUCUGGGACACGCGGGCCGGUCCAGCCCGGGCCUGCAUGCUCAGCACAGAGGGGGCGCACGACGCUGAUGUCAACGUCAUCAGCUGGAACCGGCAAGAGCCCUUCCUGGCCUCGGGGGGCGAUGACGGACUGCUUAAAGUCUGGGACCUGCGACAGUUCCGGGACGGGGUAAGUCUGGCCCGCUUCAAGCUGCACUCUGCGCCCAUCACCACGGUGGAGUGGUGCCCCGCAGAGAGCAGUGUGCUGGCGGCGGCCGGGGCCGACGACCUGCUUACCCAGUGGGACCUGGCGGUGGAGCGAGACGUGGAUGGGGAGCAGACGUCCGACCUGGACCAGCUGCCCCCGCAGCUGCUGUUUAUUCACCAAGGCCAGCAGGACAUUAAGGAGCUGCACUGGCAUCCCCAGUGCCCGGGACUGAUGCUCAGCACCUCCCUCUCCGGCUUUGACGUCUUCCGCACCAUCAGUGUGUGAGUGCGGGUGGACCCCUCCCCAGUUGCUUGUGCACAGAGCAAGAAUGAAGAGUGUAAUUAAACAUCUUUACUGUGUUGUGAUCCCACUAGGAAACUCGCAGUGAAGGAGCAAUGAUCCAUAAGAGCAGAUAGGCCAUUUUGCUCUGCCACUCAAUCACAGCUGAUUUAUUAUCCCUCCCUCUCAACCCCAUUCUUCUGCCUUCUUCCCAUAACCUUUGAUACCCUGACAACCUAUCAACCACCGUUUUUAAAUACACCCAAUGAUUUGGCCUCCACAGCCGAACGUGGCAAUGAAUUUCAGAUUCAUCAAUCACCUUCUGGCUAAAACAAAAACCUACCUCAAUCUCCGUUCUAAAUGGACGUCGUUCUGUUCCGAUGCUGUGCCCACUGGUCCUGGACUCCCUCAUUACAGAAAAGGUGCACACUCAAAAGCCCAAGCAAAAAGGGAGGGGUCUUCUGCACGAAGGUGGCCCUAUACAUCUGAUACGGUUCACCUCCCCUCCCCCCCCCCAACCCAGUUCUCCAGGAGGACGUGGGGGUGGAAGAACCGAAAACUAUGCAACGGGAAGACUUGUUUCUCUCUCUAUACCAGCGUCCACAUGCACGUGACACCCAGAGACUGGCAACCCAGAGAGCGAGAGAGAGAAUUGCCUGUACAAUAAAGGACAGUAUUUUUACCCCAC